Exophiala mesophila is the source of this 3329-nucleotide messenger RNA. RefSeq lists its product as uncharacterized. The transcript is spliced from 2 exons. Bases 742 to 2895 code for a protein of 717 amino acids. NCBI's taxonomy places the organism in Eukaryota, Fungi, Ascomycota, Eurotiomycetes, Chaetothyriales, Herpotrichiellaceae. The record is from RefSeq and is a predicted model, not a curated record.
CCUCUCGAGAUGUACUGAGACUUCUUCUCUGGUACUGGUGAAUGACUGGUACAGGAUAUCUAUCUGGGUUUGUGAAGAUCGCGUCUCCCUGAUCCACUGGGAUGAUUCAUUGGUAGGUUCUUUAAGCCAUACUCCAAUAAAAUAUGCAAGGAUAUCACAUUUCAGCCUUGUCAACCCAACGACCUCGCGGGGACUUGUAUCAAGACAUUGCGAAUUCUCUGCUCUAACUAUUCUCUGGCAAAAUCCAUGGCACAACUCUCACAGGAGAAUGGUCAAUAUCAGGUAUGGAUCAUCUUCAUAGUACAGGUAGGUCUUUUCGACCUACAGGCUUUUCGCGGCUUUCCCCCCUCUCUCCCUCCCCUUUCUCCUUUUUGCUCAGCCUCAUAUGACAGCCUUGUCACCUUUCAUCAUUCCUAGGCUUCACCAGAAGUUGGGGACUCGUCAAAGAUCAAUUAUCUUGUUCUUCGCCAGACUUGCCUUCAAUCAUUUUUCGCCUUCACAUCCAUUCAUGUUCACGUUUACGGAUUUCACGUGAUGCUGGAUGAGCCUACAGGCAGUAAUGACCUUUUUACACAGCACCCUAACUUGGUGUGAAUCUUCACGCUUGGCACUUUGUUGUUCAAGCUACUACCAUGCAACUGCUGCUCUCCUGUCACACCUGGCUUUGAUAUUUGUCUUUCUCACACACCGCGUUUGCCUUGAUCGUGUUUAGCAGCAAUCAUUGAUCCCUAAGACUUCAAAAUGGCAAAGAAAAUACAAACACAAACCCCCCUUAAUGGGCCACCUCAAUUCUACUUCGUCGACAAGCUGUCCGCCACCAAACAGAAGCUUGAGAUCAGCAAAGGAAUGAGCGUAAAGGACAUCCGGGAUCUUCUUUCACAGACCACGAGGAACUUUAGGUCUUUAAUCAAAGGGACAAGACAUCCGCCACACCCUGAACAGGGGUACACCAAUGCUGAUGGGCCAUGGAGAUAUCGACUGUCCCGCGCUGACGGAAGCCAUCACCCUGGGCGUCGCGUGAAUGAUACAGAUGAUACAGAUGAUACAGAUCCAUGGAGGAUCUUUCAGACAGACAAAGAUCUUGAAACCUUGUGGGAGCAGUUGCAGCCAGGCUGUGAGGCUAAAGGAGGCGAAGUGGAGUUUCAACACUCCAUGCAGCUCUUUCGAGACCAGAGAACGCAGGCGCGAGACAUUCCUCUACAUUUACAGCUGGAGCCGUCGCCGUCGCCGUCACCAUGGGGCAAGUUGCAGUCUGCAAGAGUGAAUCUUCACAAGGUGACGGCUACUCUGACCGGGCAUUCCAAAGAAGAUAAAACUUCUCCAUCCUCCCAAAUUCUGUCGGCAACCCUCUCUUCUUCCGAACGCCCUCCAAAGCCCUCAACACCUUCCGAAACAGUCAUGCUCAAGGUUUCGUUCGACGCUGGUUUGGAGGCAACGGAGAGCUAUCUCUCAAGAGAAGCGGCGGUGUCCAGACCCAUCAUUGUUGAUGGCUCAUCGGCCCAGGAUCGAUUUGAGGAUGUUGAACAUGGUGGAGGCGAUCAAACCGGCUCUCUUCAAGCUUCAUCGACGCAACAGGCAUCGUCGUCAUCGGAUACAGCAACGGCAGAACCUUCCUCUCUUCCUCCUUCGUUACAUCAUCGAGGGGUGCCACGUGCAACGGGUGGUGCUCAACACACUCCAGCUUCACAAGACCGUCAAGAGGUUAGUUUUUACCCGUACAGCUACAGCAGCCUUAGGUGGCCACCUGCACCCAAAACGAGCCCCAAAACUUUCAUGCUCAAUCUUCCACCUCCUCGAGCCGCUAACGUCAACUAUCAUGGUCGAGGUCGUGGUCGUGGUCGUGGCAGACGGGCUUUCACUGGACGCGAGACUUUUCGGCGGCCGGCAGCUUUUCUCCCACAGCCGUACGGUCAAUCCAUGGAUCAUGAACGAGGAGGACAAUACACAUUCGAUCAGGGCAACGCUGGUAUGCAACUGGGAAGACAAGGUCCACAAGUCCGGUGGCCAAGAAAUCCACGUCCGAUGACGAGUUCGCUAGAACUAGCAGGACAAUACACAUUCGAUCAGGACAACGCCGAUAUGCCAUGGGGAGGACAUGAUAUACCAAACGAAUUCCUGAGAUAUCCGCAUCGAAUGACAAAUCCGCAAGAACUAGCAGGCCAAUACACAUUCGAUCAAGGCAGCGCUGGUAUGCAAUUAGCAAGACAAGGCCCGCCAGCCGAAUGGCUAGGGAAUCCGCGUCCGAUGACGAUUCCGCAACACCAUGCAACAUAUCAUGGAGCAGCAUGGAAUCCCCAGAAUCCAACCAAUAAUCCCGGCUUCAACACCGAUCUCUGGAACGGAACGGAUACUCGGGCUAUGACUAGUCGAGCUGUUGGUCAAGUUCCAGACCGCUUUGCACCAAGCGCCUUCAAUCCACAGAUGCAGAGUCAGGAAAUGUUCAACAUGCACAUGGGUCAACCUCCCACAUUUCAAGGCUCACAUUGGUCGACUCCGACCAAAUUUAACGGGUUGCAUAAUCAGAUGGCUAACACUGGGGCUCAUGUGACGAACAAUACUUAUCAACACCAGCCAGAUCAAAUGAUGAACUUGACCUUUCAAGAUCCACCGCUGAGUGUGAGGACAACCAGCAAUGCCGACCAGUCACGGUCUGCCCCGCCGAAAAAAAGCCGUGGUGGUGGUAAGAAACAUCAGUCACGGUCUCCCCCGCUGACAGGCAACCGUGGUAGGGGUAAGAAACAUCACGGAGCUAAGAAGCAUUCGAACAUUGGUCUGGACGUGAAGGAUAACCAGGACUCAGAGAAGGCCACGGUGAAGUCUCAGUCCAUCAAAUUUGGAUCUGCACCAUACGUGGUCCCUUCCAAUGUUGAACUUCCUGCAUCGGGUCCCCAGUGACCACAAAGUCUAGGCUCCGGAGGUUGCCAUCGAAGACACGACUCACAAGCAAGCCGGAAAUGACUUGGACGCGUUGCAGAAGGCAACGGAAGCAAUUGAAGAAAAUCCAGAAUGAAAAAAAUAAAAUAAAAACCAUCGAGUACACAGAUCAGCAACGGACAAGACCAGCCGACACCAGGAACGACGAUCAUGGCUGUUUGAGGAAAGCGGUUCAUUGGAUUGCGAGCGUGGCACAAAUGGCUGAGCUGGGCUGACCCAGUAAGCUUGGAGAUUGUAGAUAUUGGAGAGUUUCUUCCCAUUCAUAUGAACAAUCAAUCAAUCAAUCAACCAACCAACCAACGAGCUUAGAGCAAGCGAAUUUGGAAAUCCGGGAAUGGGCGGGUUAUGUACAAGUAUGUCUAGGUGAUUGGGGAGAGCCCUGAAUAGAAAUGGAG